AUGUCGUCGGAUAAUCUAUUUGAAGACCUCAAGAAAGAGAAUGUUGAUCUGGAAAACAUUCCAAUUGAAGAGGUUUUCAAGCAGCUAAAAUGUAGCAAAGAAGGUCUAACAUCUGCUGAGGGAGAGAAUAGGCUAGUGAUAUUUGGUCCUAAUAAAUUAGAAGAGAAAACAGAAAGCAAGUUCCUUAAGUUCUUAGGUUUCAUGUGGAAUCCAUUAUCAUGGGUUAUGGAGGUUGCUGCUCUUAUGGCUAUUGGAUUGGCCAAUGGAGGGGGCAAGCCGGCGGAUUGGCAAGAUUUCGUUGGUAUUGUUGUGUUGCUUGUCAUCAACUCAACCAUUAGUUUCAUUGAAGAAAACAAUGCAGGUAAUGCUGCAGCAGCUUUAAUGGCCGGUCUUGCACCUAAAACCAAGGUGCUGAGGGAUGGAAAAUGGACUGAGCAAGAGGCGUCGAUUUUGGUGCCAGGAGAUUUAGUGAGCAUCAAACUGGGAGAUAUUGUUCCGGCUGAUGCUCGUCUCUUGGAAGGAGAUCCCCUUAAGAUCGACCAAUCUGCACUUACUGGUGAGUCACUUCCGGUUACCAAGAACCCUGGUGAUGAGGUCUUCUCUGGUUCAACCUGCAAACAAGGUGAGAUUGAGGCUGUUGUCAUUGCCACCGGUGUCCACACUUUCUUUGGAAAGGCUGCUCACCUUGUAGAUAGCACCAACAAUGUUGGUCACUUCCAACAGGUGUUGACAUCGAUUGGAAACUUCUGUAUCUGCUCCAUUGCACUAGGAAUGUUGAUUGAGAUUAUUGUGAUGUACCCAAUUCAACAGAGGGCAUAUAGAGAAGGUAUUGACAAUUUGUUGGUUCUUCUCAUCGGAGGUAUCCCAAUCGCCAUGCCAACGGUUUUGUCCGUGACAAUGGCUAUUGGGUCUCACCGUUUGUCUCAGCAAGGAGCUAUCACCAAGAGGAUGACAGCUAUUGAAGAAAUGGCUGGGAUGGAUGUUCUCUGCAGUGACAAGACCGGAACUCUCACACUUAACAAACUCUCUGUUGACAAAAACUUGAUUGAGGUGUUCGUUAAUAGCGUAGACAAGGACGGUCUUCUCUUGGCUGCUGCCAGGGCUUCUAGGGUUGAAAACCAAGAUGCCAUCGAUGCUUCAAUCGUUGGAAUGUUGGGUGAUCCCAAGGAGGCAAGAGCCGGAAUCACUGAGGUGCAUUUCUUGCCCUUCAAUCCAGUAGGAAAACGCACUGCUAUUACAUACAUUGACGGCGAGGGAAAUUGGCACAGAUGCAGCAAGGGUGCUCCUGAACAAAUAAUUGAGCUUUGUGAACUCAAGGGAGAGACUUUGAAAAAGGCCCACACAAUCAUUGAUCAGUUUGCUGAACGAGGUCUGCGUUCAUUGGCUGUUUCUCGCCAGACUGUUUCAGAAAAGACCAAGGAGAGUGAAGGAGACGCAUGGGAGUUUUUGGGUCUCAUGCCACUCUUUGACCCUCCAAGGCAUGACAGUGCUGAGACUAUUCGACGUGCUCUUGACCUCGGUGUUAAUGUUAAGAUGAUCACUGGUGACCAACUUGCCAUUGGAAAAGAAACCGGUCGCAGACUUGGAAUGGGAACCAACAUGUAUCCUUCAUCAUCCCUUCUUGGUGAUAACAAGGACCCUGCCAUUGCAUCAAUCCCAAUUGAUGAACUCAUUGAGAAGGCUGAUGGAUUUGCCGGAGUCUUCCCUGAACACAAGUACGAGAUUGUGAAGAGGCUGCAAGAUAGAAAACACAUCGUUGGUAUGACUGGUGAUGGUGUGAACGAUGCACCUGCAUUGAAGAAAGCAGACAUCGGUAUCGCUGUUGCAGAUGCAACUGAUGCUGCAAGAAGUGCUUCUGACAUUGUUUUGACAGAGCCGGGUCUAAGUGUGAUUGUGAGUGCUGUCUUAACUAGCAGAGCCAUCUUCCAAAGGAUGAAAAACUAUACAAUCUAUGCUGUUUCUAUCACCAUCCGUAUCGUAUUCGGAUUCAUGCUUGUCGCUCUGAUAUGGAAGUUUGAUUUCUCACCUUUCAUGGUCCUCAUCAUUGCCAUCUUGAAUGAUGGAACCAUCAUGACCAUCUCUAAGGAUAGAGUGAAGCCAUCACCAGUGCCCGAUUCAUGGAAACUCAACGAAAUCUUUGCUACUGGAAUCGUUCUUGGAUCUUACAUGGCCAUCAUCACUGUUGUGUUCUUCUAUUUAGUUCAUGACACCGAUUUCUUCACCAGAGUUUUCGGCGUGAAACCAAUUGGAGACAGUAAUGAUCAUCUUAACUCAGCUCUCUACCUUCAAGUCAGUAUCAUAAGUCAAGCACUCAUCUUUGUGACAAGGUCAAGGAGUUGGUCUUACGUCGAAUGCCCCGGCCUUUUGCUUCUUACAGCCUUCUUUGCUGCACAACUGGUGGCCACUGUCAUUGCUGUGUAUGCACAUUGGGGAUUUGCUAGAAUCAAUGGCAUUGGUUGGGGAUGGGCAGGAGUAAUCUGGAUCUUCAGCAUUAUUACUUACAUUCCUCUCGACAUCCUUAAAUUCAUCAUCCGAUUGGGAUUGUCGGGAAAGGCAUGGGACAACAUGCUCGACAAUAAGACUGCCUUCACAACAAAGAAGGACUACGGAAAAGGAGAGAGGGAAGCUCAAUGGGCUAUGGCUCAACGCACACUCCACGGUCUUCAAGUUCCAGAAUCACAUAAGAACAACAACAAUCACUGUGAACAAUCUGAAAUGGCUGAGCAAGCCAAGAGACGCGCUGAGGCUGCUAGGCUGAAAGAGCUUCAUACACUCAAGGGACAUGUUGAAUCUGUGGUGAAGUUGAAGGGUCUUGACAUUGAUACCAUUCAACAAAAUUACACACUAUAA
Messenger RNA from Lathyrus sativus (Indian pea), 2850 nucleotides. The record is from the annotation of a GenBank genome assembly. NCBI's taxonomy places the organism in Eukaryota, Viridiplantae, Streptophyta, Magnoliopsida, Fabales, Fabaceae.